Molecule: messenger RNA, 2886 nt
Organism: Penicillium atrosanguineum
Lineage: Eukaryota; Fungi; Ascomycota; Eurotiomycetes; Eurotiales; Aspergillaceae
Product: putative vacuolar morphogenesis protein AvaB
Exons: 4
Coding region: 1-2886 (961 amino acids)
Biological process (GO): intracellular protein transport; endosomal vesicle fusion; vesicle-mediated transport
Cellular component (GO): fungal-type vacuole membrane; cytoplasm
Source: RefSeq, a predicted model, not a curated record
AUGUUAUCCGCCUUCACCGCGCGGCCACUGGUCGAAUUAAGGCCGCGCGACAAAUCGAAGAUCGACUCCGUCCUCGCCUACGGCGACCGUCUUCUCGCCGGUCUCAACAAUGGCUCUCUCCGCAUCUACCGCGUCACAGACGACAAUGCGACCGAGCUUCUCCGUGAAAUGGAAAAGUUCUCCCGCUAUCGUAUUGAGCAGCUUGCACUCGUGAAGGAAGUGGGCGUUCUGGUCUCGCUGGCGGGUGGCUAUGUCUCGCUCCACGACUCCCAGACCUAUGAGCUGAAUGAGCAGCUGGCGCAGACGAAGGGCGCUUCGGCAUUUGCUAUUACCUCGAAUGUGGUGAAUGAUCCGGAUACCAAUGUUCCGGCUAUUGUUUCGAGGCUGGUGGUUGCUGUGAAGCGGAAGAUUCUUAUGUGGGUUUGGAGGGACAUGGAGCUUGAGCCGAAUACUACGGAGUUGAGCUUGGUCAGUGCCGUCAAGACCAUGACAUGGGUUUCUGCUACGAAGCUUGUUGUCGGUCUGAGCUCUAGCUAUGUAAUGAUUUAUAUCGAGAGUGGUCAGGUCUCUGAGCUUCCUGGGCCAGGGAACACGGAGGAGUCGGGAAGAUUUACGGGGGUUGGCGCUGCGAGUAUGAGCUAUAUUGGCAUGGGUGGUAUGGUUCCGAGGCCGCUUGCUACAAGAUUGAGCGAGGGUCAGAUAUUGCUAGCGAAGGAUAUCAACACGCACUUUAUUGAUGUCGACGGCCAGGCUCUCGGUCGGCGGCAGAUUCCCUGGAGCCAUGCGCCUGUGGAAAUUGGUUACUCAUAUCCAUUCCUCCUAGCUUUGCACGACACUGCCAAGGGUGUGCUCGAAGUCCGAAACCCGGAAACCCUCUCGCUGCUGCAGUCUAUUCCUCUACCCUCGGCUAGCAUUCUGCACAUUCCCCAGCCGAACAUCAGUCUGGCUCAUGCUGGCAAGGGUUUCCUCGUUGCCAGUGAUCGAACUAUCUGGAGAAUGGAGGCUCUGAGCUAUGAUACCCAGAUCGAUGCGCUGGUUGAGAAGGGUUACUUGGACGAGGCUAUCAGUAUGCUCGGCAUGCUUGAGGAGGCUCUUUUGCGAGACAAGCCUGGUCGACUACGCUCCACUCAGCUAGAGAAAGCUCAGAGCUUGUUCGCAUUGCGGAAGUAUCGCGAUUCUUUGGAUCUCUUCACCGAAAUCGCUGCUCCUCCCGAGGUCGUCAUUUGUCUCUACCCCCGCUUGAUCGCCGGUGACCUCUCUGCUGUUCCAGAGAAGAACGGAUCUGAUCAUGCAAACGGGUCUCAAUGUGACGGAUCAUCCGAACUGGCCAAGGAUGGGCAAUCAAAUGGGCCCCCCAAUGGACUCACGUCCCUUUACGCACCCUCUGUUCAGUCUCUUUUACGAAGAACCGAAGAUGGCAGUGAUGCGAGCAGUACUCGUGACGAAGAAAAGGAUCUCAAAGCAUCUGUCCGUGAGCUCCAGGGAUAUUUGGCGGAUGUUCGCCGCCGAUUCCAACGAUUCCUUGGCCCGGAUGGUACAUUGAAAACGCCAGCACCAACCGAAGCUACAGAUGAAGCAAGUGCUUCUGUACUCAAACUUCUCGACUUCCCUACCCCCGAAACCUUCUUGGAAGCCAUCCGUGCCAAAGCUCGGCUCGUUGACACUACGCUGUUCCGAGCGCACAUGUUUGCUACGCCAUCUCUCGCAGGAUCCCUGUUCAGAAUUGCCAAUUUCUGUGACCCCGAUGUGGUGAUGGAACGUCUCGAAGAGACAGGUCGAUACAAUGAUCUGAUUGACUUCCUUUACGGAAAGAAACUCCAUCGCCAGGCUUUGGAAUUGCUUCGCAGAUUCGGUCAGGAAGAGUCAGGGCUGCUUAGCGGACCAACUCGCACAGCUGCUUACUUGCAGAAUCUUCCCCCUGAACACAUCGAUUUAAUUCUCGAGUUUGGGAAAUGGCCACUUGAAGAGAACCAUGACUUGGGCAUGGAAAUUUUUCUUGCGGAAACCGAGAAUGCAGAGACGUUGCCAAGGCAUCGUGUCCUUACUUUCUUGGAGGGGAUCGAUAUUAAGCUUGCUAUUAAGUAUCUCGAACAUGUCAUUCAAGAAUGGAAUGACAUGUCGCCUGACCUGCAUCAGCGGCUUCUGAUCUUGUAUCUUGGUCGAAUCGUUGCCGACAAGAGCGAUAAAGAGUGCAAGGACAAGUUCCUGUCUAUGCUCAAGGAGAGUGAUCAAUAUUCGCCAGCCAAGACCUUGGAUCGAUUGGAUCGCGAGGAUCCAGACUUCUACGAGGCACGGGCUAUCGUGUUCAGCAAAAUGGGUCAGCAUCGCCAGGUUCUGGAGAUUUACGUAUUUAAGCUUCAUGAUCAUGAGAAAGCCGAGGAGUAUUGCAACCAAGUGCAUCUCACCGAGCGUCAAUCCGAAGAAGAUGAUGACAAAAAGACAAUCUACCUCACUCUCCUAUCCCUCUACCUCGAUCCACCACAUGGCUACCAACCUCAACACGGCCCCGCAUUGGCCGUUCUCGCAAAGCAUGGAUCCCGUCUACCGGCAAAUGCAGCCCUAGGUUUGAUCCCUGCAGCGUUGCCUGUGCAGGAACUCGAGUUUUACUUCAAGGGUCGGAUGCGCGCAGCCAAUUCCAUCUUCAACGAGGCCCGCAUCAUGGCGAGUCUGCGCAAAUCCCGUGAGAUGCAGAUACAGGCCCAGCUUGUCCUCGGCGAAGGUGUUCGUGGGGGCGGUACCCGGGCACGCCAUGUCACCGUUACAGAAGAACGGAUUUGUGGUGUGUGUCAUAAGCGAUUGGGAGGAAGUGUGAUCAACGUCUUCCCCGACAACACUGUCGUCCAUCUGGGCUGUGCGAACCGCAUGCCCAACAUUCGUUCCGGGUAG